Messenger RNA from Colletes gigas, 1379 nucleotides. Its product is annotated as chromobox protein homolog 1-like. Gene Ontology annotation, molecular function: chromatin binding. The record is from RefSeq and is a predicted model, not a curated record. Lineage: Eukaryota; Metazoa; Arthropoda; Insecta; Hymenoptera; Colletidae. Gene Ontology annotation, biological process: negative regulation of transcription by RNA polymerase II; chromatin organization. The coding region runs from base 126 to 683 and encodes 185 amino acids. The transcript is spliced from 4 exons. Gene Ontology annotation, cellular component: pericentric heterochromatin; nucleus.
AUUUUUCGCGGCAACGCGAUAACGGUAACAAGACGCUAAAGCAUUUGGAAAACCGCCACCGUUCAUUGUGGAAUGUGAAUACACAGAACAUUUUCGAGAUAUCUUUGAAUAUUAUUUAAAAGAAAAUGAGCAAAGGCAAAGAAUCAACUCCCGCAGAUGCCGAAGGAGAGGAAGAAUUCAGUGUCGAAAAAGUUUUAGAUCGAAGAGUGGUUAAAGGCAAGGUGGAAUACUUUUUGAAAUGGAAAGGGUAUUCUAAUGAUGAAAAUACAUGGGAACCAGAAGAAAACUUGGAUUGUCCUGAUUUAAUUGCACAAUUUGAAGAACAACGUAAAAAGAAAGAAGCUACAGUAGCUGGAAAGCGGCAUGAAGAUAAAGACCAGAAAAAGCGAAAGAGUACAAGUACCCCUACACCGACACAAGCUAAAAAGAAAGCAGCCGAAGAAAAAAAACCUGAAGGCUUUGACAGAAAUUUAGAGCCUGAAAGAAUUAUUGGUGCAACGGAUUCAAGCGGGGAACUUAUGUUUUUGAUGAAAUGGAAGGGAACGGAUGACGCAGAUUUAGUCCCUGCUCGAAUUGCUAAUGAAAAGUGUCCACAGAUCGUGAUAAAGUUCUAUGAAGAGCGAUUAACAUGGCAUAGCCCUACUCAUGAUGAAGAAAGUUCAACAAAAGCUGAUCCAGAGUAGCGUUCAGCCUACCGAUACACAUACACAGCACGCUUUAGAAUUUGCCGCAUAUAAAAAAAAAUUGCGUGUACAAAAUGAGAUUUUACAAAUUUAUUUGUUGCACAUUAACAGUAAUAUGGAGAUAAAUGUUUUUGUUCUUUUUUACAAACAGUGGCAGACUAUACUUGAACAAAUAGCUAAGUCUCUUGCAUACCUAUGUCAUUAUUAGUAAGAAAUAAUUACACUUAUAAUCUACUUUCAUAAUAGCAUGCACUAACAACUUCUUUCGCAACUGGUAUAAUGAAUUACUGUUCUUUAAUUUAGAAAACAAACAAUAAAACUUAGUAACUAAAUACUGAUAAGGUUCCCAAUAUGUUUUUAGUAUAAAAUUCAAGUAUAUCGAGCUUUUAUUUUCAUUUAAAUAUUUUGUAUUUUGAAAUGUUUCAGUUGCCAAAGAAAUUGCGAACUUAAUUACUUCAUUUUAAAAAAACACGACAAUGUACAGUACGUACAGAAAAAUGAGUGAAAAUGAUCUAUCAGUAAUUUUAAAGUUUUGAAUCUUCUUGUAGUACAUAUGUGUAACUGAGCAUAUUUGCUUUUACGUAAGAUAAAAUUGGUAUUAUGACAAGGAAAGUAGACAGUUACAUUACGAUAAACUGUGUUCCCACAUUUUUUAAAUAAAUGAAUAUUUACUUGCUAAAUAAGGGCUGUUAAGAU